AUGUGCGUGACGAGAAUUAUGGCGAAGGGGAAAGAAUGUGAAAUCCAUAGAGUUGAUGAAUGGAGUUCCCGGAAACGCAUUGCCUCGUUUAGUCUCUACGAGGUACGAUCCCAGCUAGGCCUCAGAGAAGACCGUGUCUAUGCUGUCCUCCACGGCCUUAGUGGGGCUGGGUACCGUUUCUACAUCCUCCAACGGAAACUCAACGGCGGUAACCGGUUGGUGGUUGUCUCGUCACUUCCUCCCUUAGAUUCUUCUUCAAGCUGUGUCUCCGUUGGUUCAAAGUUGUAUGUGUUUAAUGAGCUCAAUGUGCUUAGCAGAGACUGCAGAUCUCACAAGUAUCAGAGCAUCCCUAGAAAGCCUCUGAACAUGAUGGAUAAAGUUGCUAAUGUCAUUGACGGGAAGUUUACCUGA
This is a messenger RNA of Eruca vesicaria subsp. sativa (arugula), 411 nucleotides long. The record is from the annotation of a GenBank genome assembly. NCBI's taxonomy places the organism in Eukaryota, Viridiplantae, Streptophyta, Magnoliopsida, Brassicales, Brassicaceae.